Messenger RNA from Entrophospora sp. SA101, 570 nucleotides. The record is from the annotation of a GenBank genome assembly. Lineage: Eukaryota; Fungi; Glomeromycota; Glomeromycetes; Entrophosporales; Entrophosporaceae.
AUGAUCAAUUAUAAUUUGAAUAAAAAUAAUUUUAUUUUCAUUCUUGGAAUAGCAACUUGUUACUUAUCGUACUUGCUUCUUGACUGUUUAAAAACGUCAUCUUGUUCAAUCACUAAUCUUGAUGCGAAAAAAUUGAAAACAACUGCCAAAGGAGAUUUUAGUGAUCAAACUUCUCAUAAGAACAUAAUUAUCAAGUUGUUAGAUGUCAUAUUUUUUUAUACGCCAUCUAUAUUCAUUAAAUGGAUAAUUUCAAAUUUUCAUCUAUUGUCGAGUUUUUUUGUGUUUGCAGCACUAUUCGCAAUCUUUGUUACCUAUUUAUUAGGUUGGCUUUCUCAAUAUAUUAUAGAUGCUCUUGGUAUUUCUGACAGGGAAAAAUUAAACAACCACAAAAAACAAAAAGAAAUUUCAAAUAUGAAAAAGGAUGAUGAUGAUGUAUUAUUAGGUGGAUUGAAUAGCAAGAAUAACAUUAAUGAAGAAAUCUCUAAGGAUUUAUUACUUGAAAAAAAUUAUGAAAAAAAAAAUGUUAAAAGAAAGAAUAUUUUAAAAUCAAUUAAUCAAGCACUUAAAUGA